AUGUCAAAUGAUGUAAAUUCCCCCGACAUUGAGCGUAAUUACGGAAUACAAGAACAAGAUGUUUACAAUCCUAUUGAGAGUUCAUUCUUCACUGGUGAAUCAGAAAUUGAUGGAAAUAUUGAUGAGAGCAAUGUGGGAACUGAUGGAAACGAAAGUGGAGCGACAGAAGAUGAUUUCAACCAAGGGCCAGAAUUUAAUAACAAGAGGAUAAUCUUACAACGAUUUACUAUCUACAACUCAGUAACGACAAUGUAUAUCGUAGGGAGUAAUGCAAAAGAAAGCUUGUUCAGAAUAUUGGAAAUUGGAAAAGACCCACUGGGUAAAAAUUUGCAGAUAAUUGAAGAUAAGAACUAUUUUUACACCCGAAAGGAUAUGGUUGAGUUGUUGAAUGGCCUCGAUGAAACCAUUGAUGGGGGUAUUCAUAAGAUUGCUCAGGGGUAUGGUUUGUUGGGAUUAAUCAAGUUCACCAAGGGUUAUUAUCUCAGUAUUAUCACCAAGUGCAGUCAAGUUGCGAUUCUUGGUGGACACUAUAUUUACCAUACUGAUGAAACGAAAUUGAUCCCUCUUGAUAUAAAUUAUAGGAGACCAGAAAAGUAUAGUGAUGAAGAAAGAUUAUUGUCAAUUUUUAAAUACUUGGACUUGGGCAAGACUUUCUAUUUCAGCUAUGCAUAUGAUAUCACUAACACAUUGCAAACGAAUUUCAUACGAAACAAAAAACUAGCGACAAAACAAAAACAAAGUGCAGAUACUGAAUUCAAACUAGAUAGGAGUAACAUAUUUUGCGGGUUUGAACAUAACGAGCGUUUUGUAUGGAAUAACUUGCUUUUAAAACCGAUACUUGAUAAUCCCGAUAUCGCAACAUAUGAAUGGUUUCAGCCGAUCAUACAUGGUUUUAUCGAUCAGGCGAAUAUUUCUAUUUAUGGAAAGAAGUUUUAUAUUACAAUCAUUGCAAGGAGGUCACAUCAUUUUGCAGGAGCUCGAUUUUUGAAAAGAGGAGUCAAUGAUAAAGGGAACGUUGCAAAUGAAAUAGAAACGGAGCAAAUAGUGUCAGAUAUGCUAGUUUCUUCAUUUCACGAUACUAAGUAUGGAUUUUACAACAAUCCUCGAUUUACAAGUUUUGUUCAACAUAGAGGAUCUAUACCCUUGUAUUGGACUCAGGAUUUGAAUAGACUACCAAAACCCCCUAUCGAGAUUAAUUUAUCCGAUCCAUUUUAUCAAAGCUCAGCGCUUCAUUUCAAUAAUCUUUUUCAAAGAUAUGGGCUGCCUAUUAUAAUACUCAAUUUGAUCAAGACCAAAGAAAAGCAGCCUAGAGAGCUGAAGCUAAAUUCGCACUUUUCUAGCUGCAUCAAGUAUUUGAAUCAAUUCUUGCCACAAGAACAUAAAUUACGCUAUCAUAGCUUUGAUAUGUCAAAGCAUUCAAAGAAAAAUUUGGAUGUCAUUACACCUUUACAGAAUAUAGCUUCUAGGUCAAUCGAAGAAAUUGGGUUCUUUCACAAUGGUAACGAUUUACCGUCAACAAAGUUACAAAAGGGAAUACUACGAACUAAUUGCAUUGACUGUCUUGAUAGAACUAACGCGGCUCAGUUUAUUAUUUGCAAAGAAGCCCUCACACAUCAAUUAAAAAGUUUAGGCUUGAUUGCGGAAAAUAGAACGUUGGAGUAUGACUCAGACCUAAUUAACAUAUUGACUGAAAUGUUUCAUGACCAUGGUGAUACCAUUGCGGUUCAAUAUGGAGGUUCGAACUUAGUCAAUACAAUGGACUCUUAUCGCAGAAUAAAUCAGUGGUCUUCACAUACCCGGGAUAUACUUAACAGUGUAAAACGGAUUUACUCAAACUCGUUCAUGGAUCUGAUUCGACAAGAAGCAAUUAACUUAUUCUUAGGAAAUUAUAUCUAUGAUCCAAAUAAGCCUAAACUUUGGGAGUUGCAAAAUGACUUUUAUCUACACAAUGCAAUGUCGAUUGAAAACAUAAGAAUAAAACCAAGCUACAUCUUAUGGUUUAACGAAAACUUUUUAAGCAAAUCAAGAUUUGAGUUGCUGGACAACAAACAAAUUCAGCGUCACGAUAAGUUGAAGAGGUCUGAGCCACUUCCAGAUUAUAAUGACAACUGGUUUAAUGAAUGCUAUGUACCACGGAAAUUUCAAUCACUUAAUGAAGUGUUUCAAUUUAAUAUGAACUCCAAUGCUAGGUACUUUCCAUCGAAUAUCAAUAGUGACCCAUACAAAAUUUUUGAUUAUAGCCCUUUUGAGUCACGGAAAAUUAAAUCAGAUGACUUGCUAUCUCUAGUCAAGACAAACACACACCAUGAAACUAAAUCCAAUGACGUGGGUAAUAUUGCGGAACGAGCAAAAAAUCAGACGCAGAACAAUUAUUUGAAUGAACCCGUUGAUAGUAAAUAUAAUUCAAUAUGGAAUAAGUCUAACGAAAACUCAUUUGAGCUGCAAAUAACAGGUUCCAACUCCAAUAUGAUUCAGACCUUUCUUUCAAACAAGAUGGAUAAAUUGGUCAAUGCAUACAAUUCUCGAAUUCAAGGAAUAGAUUAUGACAAUUUGUUUCAAGCUCACAUUGUUCAACCGAGAGUAAGAGAAGACGAUGAAAAACUCUAUUCUUGCCAAUCUGAUUUACCUAGGUUAGUCUCCUCCAGACUGUUGGAUUCUUUUAAGAAUGAUUUAACUACAAUAAAGACAAGAACAGAAGAUACCGAAAUCUAUAAAUAUUAUACUUCAAUAUCGAUGCAAACUACGCUAUCCUUUUUCAAAGAGCCGGUCAUUCCUGGUCAAACAAACCAUAACAACCAACAAGAUAUCAAGUUGUAUGCCAAAUACUUAGGAAUUGAUGAGGAGCGGGACUUCGAUUUCAAUACUGAAGACGAGUAUUUCAAGUGA
Molecule: messenger RNA, 2886 nt
Organism: Suhomyces tanzawaensis NRRL Y-17324
Lineage: Eukaryota; Fungi; Ascomycota; Pichiomycetes; Serinales; Debaryomycetaceae
Product: phosphatidylinositol-3,5-bisphosphate 5-phosphatase
Exons: 2
Coding region: 1-2886 (961 amino acids)
Biological process (GO): phosphatidylinositol dephosphorylation
Cellular component (GO): intracellular membrane-bounded organelle
Molecular function (GO): phosphatidylinositol-3,5-bisphosphate 5-phosphatase activity
Source: RefSeq, a predicted model, not a curated record